UCUUUGAAGUGUCGUGAGGGAAUUACGUAGUUCAGUUGACUAGUUGAGCGUGAUGUCUGCUAGUGCAGUGUAGAGCUAUACAAAUUACUGUAUGUUGCAAACGGAUCUGUUAUUGCGUACUGAAAAGUGUCACAUCGUUUAAUGUAAUUUGAGAAGCAAUGAGAUUGAAUCGGCUCCUUCUGUCAAGGAAGUACUGCCUAUUUGGGAGUCGUUCUUCGUUCGAAGUACUGCUGGGUCAUCGGACGAAGUAUACGUUGCCGGAAAAAAUUAAGAAAAAACUUGCCAGUGGCCCUGGGUUAGAAGAAUUUUUGCAAGAACCUGAGAGGGACUGGAGCAAUUACGAUGGAAAAUUGAAACGCGAGAAAGGUGAAUCUGAACGAUUAAGAUUGCCACCAUGGUUGAAAACUAACAUUCCAACCGGCAAAAAUUUUAGUAAGAUAAAAGACCAAUUACGUCAAUUGAAUUUACAUACAGUAUGUGAAGAAGCAAGAUGUCCCAACAUAGGGGAAUGCUGGGGCGGUGGUACACAUGGAACCGCUACAGCGACAAUAAUGUUGUUGGGUGAUACCUGCACACGAGGCUGUAGAUUUUGCUCAGUGAAAACAUCAAGAACACCUCCACCACCAGAUCCAAAUGAACCAUUACAUACUGCUACAGCUAUUGCAUCAUGGGGAUUGGAUUAUGUGGUUCUAACUUCAGUUGACAGGGAUGAUCUCCCAGAUGGUGGUUCCUACCAUUUUGCCACGACUGUGAUGGAAUUAAAAAAGCAGAAUCCAGAGAUAAUGGUUGAAUGUCUAGUACCAGAUUUCCGUGGUGACCUCAAUGCUGUGAAAACAAUUGUGGAGUCAGGCCUGGAUGUUUUCGCUCAUAACAUAGAGACUGUGGAAGCACUUACUCCAUUUGUUAGAGAUCGCCGAGCACGUUAUCAGCAGUCAUUAACUGUGCUCAAGGGAGCCAAAGAAAUAAAACAAGAUCUGAUUACUAAAUCAUCUAUAAUGUUGGGCCUUGGGGAAACUGAUGAGGAAAUUCGUAAAACACUUGAAGAUUUGCGAGCAAUGGGAGUUGACUGUGUCACUCUUGGUCAAUAUAUGCAGCCAACAAAACGUCACCUAAAAGUAGUGGAGUAUGUUCAUCCUGAAAAAUUUAAACACUGGGAGAGGGUGGGAAAUGAGAUGGGGUUCUUGUACACUGCGAGUGGUCCACUAGUUCGCAGUUCGUACAAGGCAGGAGAGUUUUUUAUCAGCAGCAUUAUUAAGAAGAGGAAAGCACACAGUGCAUAGAAAUUUACUUGUUAUGUGAACACUUGCAAUUAUUGUAAGGCAGAUGUUUGACAUUAAAGUGUUUAUGUGGUCCUUCA
Messenger RNA from Schistocerca americana (American grasshopper), 1357 nucleotides. It is a transcript of the gene Las, whose product is annotated as lipoyl synthase, mitochondrial. Gene Ontology annotation, cellular component: mitochondrion. The transcript is spliced from 7 exons. Lineage: Eukaryota; Metazoa; Arthropoda; Insecta; Orthoptera; Acrididae. Bases 159 to 1280 code for a protein of 373 amino acids. The record is from RefSeq and is a predicted model, not a curated record. Gene Ontology annotation, biological process: lipoate biosynthetic process. Gene Ontology annotation, molecular function: lipoate synthase activity; 4 iron, 4 sulfur cluster binding.